ACUAUUAGUUAUGAGGAUUUGACUAUAAUUCUCACUACGAAUAAAUUUUUGUAACUAAUUUUUUAUUAUGAAAAUUGAAUUCUUCACUAGAAAAAGUUUUGCAGAGAAAAUCAAAUUUUGUUGUAAUGAUUAUUUAUCAGACUAUUUUUUUUUUUUUGGUUGGGAUAUAACAUAUAACAUCUCCCGGUAAACAUAAACGUGGUACCAGACUGGAGUCUUCAGAGAUGGCUAAUCAAACGAAAUUGCAGCGAAUUUAAUGGGGAAGAGGGGUGGGCUCGGCUUAACAACCAUAAUUAAGAUGUCCUUGACUUAACCAGCUUGCAGUGCAUUUAUAGUGGUCCAAUGGAGCCUGACAAAUCUUGAAAGCAAGAGCUAGCAAACGGAGAAAUGGGCAGUUGGGUGGUGGAGAUGCAAGCCAGCCUCCACAACCCCGGCAAUGGCCUUAUUAUUUUUGUAACUUCAGACGAUCCGAUAUUCAGCCUGCACGGACUCGACAAUACCUUGCCUUUUAUCCAGCACGAUGUGCUGCUACUGGAGAAUCAAUUGCAUGCUAAUUGUUAUAGGCUGAUUGUUAAAUCAAAACCUGUGAUUCCAUAAUUAAUGCAAUAAAGGCUUAGGCUUCUCUGCUCUGCUUUGAACUGUGAAUGCAGAGGAUGAUUUGGGUCCCACAAGGAAGCAAAAGAACAUGCAGUUGCUGUAUAGGCUCUCUUUAUAAUCCGAACUUCUGCACACCAAGUGCUCAACAAACUGCCAGGCGGCCACUUCCUUUAUAGACACCAAGCUGAGUGACUGAGCCGACGACAUUAAGACCAAGCGGAGAGAUGAGCCAGUGGUUGAUCGACAUCAGUGCUAGACACUACAACCACCGCAAUGCUCAAAGCCAAGAAGAGAAGUGCAGGAAGAAGGGGUCCAUCUACAAGCUCCCUCCCCACCUCAUCUCCGACCAAAAAAAGAAAGCCUACCAGCCCAAGGUGGUGUCGUUUGGGCCGUACCAUUAUGGGGAGCCUCACUUGAUGCCCAUGGAGGACCACAAGCAACGCGCUCUCCUCCAUUUUCUCGAUAGAUCGCCGGUGUCUUUGGACACAAUCUUCGACUCCAUUGUCAAAGUGGCGCAAGAGCUCAAGGAUUCGUACAUCUUGCUUGAGCGUGAGUGGCAAGAUAAUACUGAAAAAUUUGUGCAACUAAUGAUCAUAGAUGGGUGUUUCAUGCUUGAAUUGCUACGAGUAGCUUACCAACCUAAAAACUAUUAUUCCCACGACGAUCCCAUCUUUAGCCAGCAUGGGGAUCUCCACGUUGUGCCGUUUAUCAGGGCUGAUAUGUUGUUGUUGGAGAAUCAAUUGCCAAUGUUGCUUUUGCUUAGGCUCAAAGGUAUCCUAGAGAAUGUUGAGCCUGACAUUGAAGACUUGAACAAGGACAUACUCAGGCUUCUCGACUUCGACAUUAAGGAUAAUGAACCCAAAAAUGCAGUCAAAAAUGUAGCCUCCCAAUCUCCAAAUCAAGGAGAAGGCGACUACCCAAAGUUGGGCAAAUGUUUGCACGUGCUUGACCUCUACCGCGAGGGCCUACUGCACAUAGACAACAAACCCGAAUAUGCAACCCCUCAAUCUCCAAAUCAAGGAGAAGAAAAUAACAAGGAGGACGGCCACAACGUCGUCCGCCCAGCCAUAGAGCUCCUCGAGGCCGGCAUUUCCAUCAAGAAAAGCAAAAGCAAAAGUCUCCGAGACAUCACCUUCAACGGCAACAUCUUGAAACUUCCCAAUUUCAUAGUUGAUCACUCUACCGAAUCAAUGUUCUUGAAUCUCAUAGCCUUCGAGCGUUGCCACAUCCCCGCUGGCAGCGACAUCACUUCGUUCGUCGCGUUCAUGGACUGCAUCAUCGACGAUGGUCGGGAUAUCAAACUUUUGAGCUCGAAAGGGAUUAUCACAAACUACAUUGGAACCGACAAGGAGGCAGCUGAUUUGUUUAACACAAUGUCCAAGGAUUUGGUCAUGGAGAUGACCGGGAACCUUAACCUGGUGUACAAGGAUCUCAUCAAGUACAGCAAUAGGACUUGGCCUAAAUGGCGCGCCAAUCUAAUUCAUACUUACUGCAUAAGUCCGUGGGUAAUUAUUUCUGUCAUCGGAGCCUUCAUUCUCUUCUCUCUUACUGUAGUGCAAACUAUCUUUGCCAUCCCAAAUUAAUUUAAAGUGUUAUUUGUAAAAUUUAAUGGCAUUCAUAUAAAUAUAUAAUAGAUUAAUAUGCGAGUAUUAUUAAAAUUGUCAUAAUCAAUGUCCAAAUAAUAUGUCUAUAAAUUAAUUGUCCAAUUACGAAGUGCAAUAAAACCUCUUGAGCUAGUUUCACUUUUC
Diospyros lotus (date-plum) is the source of this 2345-nucleotide messenger RNA. RefSeq names its product UPF0481 protein At3g47200-like. The record is from RefSeq and is a predicted model, not a curated record. The transcript has 3 exons. Bases 822 to 2180 code for a protein of 452 amino acids. NCBI's taxonomy places the organism in Eukaryota, Viridiplantae, Streptophyta, Magnoliopsida, Ericales, Ebenaceae.